GGCGGCUUCUCCUCCGUCAACACCACACCCCGUUCCAAUGCCACGCCCCUCGGCGUCCCCACCCAUCCCGACUGACCUGGGCAGCAAACGGCGGUUGGAGAAAGCCCAGGAGGGUAGCGUGAGGGGAGAGGAGGGGAAGGGAACAGGGGGGGAGAGAAAGGCGUCGAGCAGAGCGCGCGUGCGACGGCGUCCGCGAGCGGAGCCAGGAGUGACCGACCGACCGACCGCCUGCCUGCCAGCCUUUGAGGGGGAGGGGUAGCCUGCGAACAGCAUGGCGGCUGGGCGCGAGCCCCCGCCGCCGCCUCCUCCUCCUCGUCAUCAUCAUCUUCCUCGGUUCCCUGCCAGCCCCCUGGCCACCGCCGCUCGAGCGUCGAGGCCCACCGACCUCCUUCUCCCUCUGCCCCGCUGACUGACCGAAGAGGGAAAAGAAAAGAGGCACAGGGGAAGGAAGGAAGGAAGGAAAGAAGCCUCGCCCUACCCGGCCCAUCCCGGCCAUGGAGCUCGCCAAGCCGGUUUUCCCCGCGCUGCCGCAGCCCAAAGAGGACUCCGAGGAUUGGACAUAUCCAAUGAGAAGAGAGAUGCAGGAAAUUUUACCUGGCUUAUUCUUAGGCCCAUAUUCUUCAGCUAUGAAAAGCAAGCUACCUACACUUCAAAAACAUGGGAUCACUCAUGUAAUAUGCAUAAGACAAAACAUUGAAGCAAACUUUAUUAAACCAAACUUCCAGCAGUUAUUUAGGUAUUUGGUCUUGGAUAUUGCUGAUAAUCCCAUUGAAAAUAUUAUAAGGUUUUUCCCAAUGACUAAGGAAUUUAUUGAUGGGAGUUUACAAAAUGGAGGAAAAGUUCUUGUGCAUGGGAACGCGGGGAUUUCUAGAAGUGCUGCCUUAGUUAUUGCAUAUAUUAUGGAAACAUUUGGUGUGAAGUACAGGGAUGCAUUUACAUAUGUGCAAGAAAGAAGGUUUUGUAUUAAUCCCAAUGCUGGAUUUGUUCAUCAACUUCAGGAAUAUGAAGCCAUCUAUCUAGCAAAGUUAACUAUCCAGAUGAUGUCACCUAGGCAGCUGGAGCGAUCACUCUCAGUUACUACAGGAAGUCUGAAACGAACACAUGAAGAGGAGGAAGAAAGCAGCGUACAAGCAGCAGCUCAGAAUGGUUGACAGCUGAAAAUACCUGGACUUGUUGGGAGUUUUAUAGCAGCUUCUAAUCUUGGCAAGAUGAACAACCAGAUAUGAAUUUAUAAAUGGAAGAUGAUUCUAACUUCCUUAUGCAAACCUGUUCCUUCAGUAGCAUACAAGGCAACAUUUUUAAGGUAUUAGAUUCCUUGACUGACUAGAAGGCACUGAUUGUUUUAUUGUUUUUUUUUACACUUUAUAGUUUUACCCUUACCCCAAAGUUUUGGACUUGCAAAGAGGUAUUAUUGCAAUAAUGCACUUUUCAUACUUGAAAUUUAUUUGUAUUGAUAAAAUUAUUACUUAAGCAAA
Molecule: messenger RNA, 1475 nt
Organism: Thamnophis sirtalis
Lineage: Eukaryota; Metazoa; Chordata; Lepidosauria; Squamata; Natricidae
Gene: STYX
Product: serine/threonine/tyrosine interacting protein
Biological process (GO): negative regulation of SCF-dependent proteasomal ubiquitin-dependent catabolic process; negative regulation of protein binding; protein dephosphorylation
Cellular component (GO): cytoplasm; nucleoplasm
Molecular function (GO): F-box domain binding
Source: RefSeq, a predicted model, not a curated record